Messenger RNA from Linnemannia hyalina, 567 nucleotides. The record is from the annotation of a GenBank genome assembly. NCBI's taxonomy places the organism in Eukaryota, Fungi, Mortierellomycota, Mortierellomycetes, Mortierellales, Mortierellaceae.
AUGGCCAAGCAAUACAAGACUCUCGGAGACGACAUCUGGAAGAACAAAGUCGAGAAGAUUAACGCGGAGCUCUUCACUUUGACGUACGGAUCAAUUGUAGCUCAGCUCGUCAAGGACUAUGAGGAUUUCACAGAGGUCAACAAGCAGCUCGAGAAGAUGGGAUACAACAUUGGAACCCGUUUGAUUGAAGACUUUUUGGCACGGUCAGGAGUUGGCAGAUGCCAGGAUUUCAGAGAGACGGCGGAGAUGGUGUCCAAGGUGGGGUUCAAGAUGUUCUUGAACAUCACACCGGCCGUCACCAACAUCUCGGCCGAUGGGCGUGAGUUUUCGUUGGUUCUGGAUGAGAACCCCUUGGCAGAGUGUGUUGAGUUGCCUGAACAGGCCCUUGUGGAUGAGCUCUGGUACUCUAAUAUCCUUUGCGGUGUCUUGCGUGGAUCGCUGGAGAUGGUCCAGAUGCAAGUGGAUGCGUUCUUUGUGACAGAUACCCUCCGUGGCGACGACAUGACUGAGAUUCGCGUAAAACUGAUCCGCUACUUGGAGGAGGAGGUCCCCGCAGGCGAAGACUAG